Notothenia coriiceps (black rockcod) is the source of this 868-nucleotide messenger RNA. RefSeq names its product protein Shroom3-like. Lineage: Eukaryota; Metazoa; Chordata; Actinopteri; Perciformes; Nototheniidae. Gene Ontology annotation, biological process: actin filament organization. Gene Ontology annotation, molecular function: actin filament binding. The coding region runs from base 1 to 858 and encodes 285 amino acids. The record is from RefSeq and is a predicted model, not a curated record. Gene Ontology annotation, cellular component: apical plasma membrane; adherens junction; cortical actin cytoskeleton. The transcript has 3 exons.
AUGUUGUGUCUCUAUGUCAGUGCCUCCACCACAGACCUGUCCGGGGGCUACGACUCCGGCGGCAGCUCCCUGAGGAAGAGUCCGGACCAGUACAGCUCGAGGGGCAGCAUGGACAGCCUGGACCCCCCCCAGUCCACUCACCUUAACCCCGGAGCUCAGAACCACCACACAAACAGCGGACCCCACCCCGCCUACUCCUCCUGCCACCAGCUUUCCUCUGCCAGGUCCUCCAACAGCAUCGACCACCUGCACAGCAAGCGAGACUCCGCCUACUCCUCCUUCUCCACCAGCUCCAGCAUCCCAGAGUACCUGGCCUCCAUGCCUUCCUUCAGCCCGGAGCGCUCGUAUUCUCUCGAGACGGUCCUUCAGAGAGAGAGAAGAGGUGGAGACAUGCGGCAGGCGGACGUGUGCUACGCCCAGACGGUGUAUGACGUCCAGAGGGGCCACGAAAUCCAGCUGAGCUCCACCUCCGCCGCAUUGCUAAGCAACAGAAAUUCCAGAGGCGAGGGAGAAGGGAGGCCGGGGCACAGCAGAGAGCUACAAGGUGGGGUCUGUUACCGUGGCAGCAGCAGUGGCAGCAGCAGCAGUGGCAGCAGCAGUGGGGGUGUACCGGCAUCACAAAGACACAGUGUGGGGCCAAUAUGGGGCCCCUCAGCCAGCCACAGCUCAUACGAGAACUUGAAGGGGGCGCCAGCUCCACCGAUGCGCAGCGAUAGCUACGCAGCCAUCAGGAACCACGAGAGACCCAACUCCUGGUCCAGUCUGGAUCACGCCCGCUCACUACGGUCAGUCACAUCAGAGGGAUAUCCAUUCUCAUCCAACAAAACUCUAAUCAAAACAAUGGUGAUGAGCAUUUAAUUCAAGAGCA